GAGUUGAGAGUGUUUCUGUCAGGAUGGCAGAAAAAUUUGGAAUGGGACUCAUUUCUGUGUCUUUGCUGCAUUUUCUGCUUUUAAAUGUUCGGCUGGGUUCUGGAGCUCCGGCUCCAUCUGCGGAUGAAGUGUUUCUGUCCGGUCAAUCAGCUGACAGCAUUUUGCGCAGACACAAACGUUACAACACUGGACUGUUUGAGGAGUUUCUGCAGGGAAACCUGGAGAGAGAGUGUAUAGAGGAAUUAUGCGACCUAGAAGAGGCGAGGGAGACAUUCGAGAAUGAUGAAAAGACAAUGGAAUUUUGGGCAGGAUAUACAGAUGGUAAUCAGUGUAUGUCAGGGCCAUGCCUGAACCAGGGGUCAUGUAAAGACAUCCUGGGCUCCUACACCUGCACAUGUGCAUCUGGCUUCACUGGGAGCAACUGUGAGAUUGUUAUAGCAAAAAGAUGCGAUGUGAACAAUGGAGACUGUACGCACUUCUGUCACUCAUUAGGAGUCUUUAGAGCAAAAUGCUCCUGUGCUGCAGGAUACAGACUGAUGCAGGAUGGUGUCAGCUGUGAAGCAGAAGUUGAAUUCCCAUGUGGCACAACUGCCCUGACAGCACAGAGUGGAUCUGUGCUCCACUAUGAUAAUGCAAACACCACUUCACUGACCAACACGAACACUACUCCAUACCCUCCCUCAACUCCAGCCCCUACCACAGUAUCGUUUAUGGACACAAGAAAUAGACUAAAGAAACUGCCCCUGUGGGUAUACAGUGACACUGAGGCCCCCACUGAGGAGCCAAUAACGCCUUAUAAACGUAUCGUCGGAGGUGAAGUGGUCCUACCGGGAGAGAUCCCAUGGCAGGUAGCCUUGGUAGCACAUCCCAGAGGUCAUAUAUUCUGUGGGGGAUCCAUUCUGAGCGAACACUGGGUUAUCACUGCUGCUCAUUGCCUGAUAGAGGCACAAGGCUCCUUCUUCGUCAGAGUGGGUAAGGCUGACAUACAAUAAAAUGGCGCUGUUUAG
Molecule: messenger RNA, 1007 nt
Organism: Neolamprologus brichardi
Lineage: Eukaryota; Metazoa; Chordata; Actinopteri; Cichliformes; Cichlidae
Source: RefSeq, a predicted model, not a curated record